CAGGAAGCUUCCCCCGGGCCCCAGCGGCAAGCGCUGAGCUGGGCCAGGCCUUUCCCUGUGCUCGCAGACAGAGGAGGGCACUGAGAGACAAGAGCCCCUGUUGCACGCUCCCUGACACCCCGGAAGGAGGCUCUGAGAAGUUGGCUGCCAGGAAUCACUUGUGUUGGGACAGUGAUAAAGGCCAAGAGAGAGAGGAAGAGAAAGCCAGACACCACGGACAGCCCACCUGGUGGGGACAGCAGCUUCUCCCUCUUGCCUUCCUUGGGAGGACUUGGUGGCACCAUGGUGGUGCGGCACAGCUCUGACAAGGGGAACGCUGGGGUGGGUGUGCCUCUGGAGCCCUUCCUGCACCAGGUUGGGGGCCACCUGAGUGUGCUGCAGUACGACGCCUACACAGUCUGUAAGCCCCUUGUCUCCCGGGAGCAGAAAUUCUAUGAGUCCCUGCCAUUGGCCAUGAGGUGCUUCACUCCGCAGUACAAAGGUACCAUCACUGUGCGUCUCCGGAGAGACAGCAGAGGCCAUCUUGGCCUGGUUGCCAACCCGCUGAAGGAGAACCUGGAGCCUUUCCAGGUCUCCUCAGAGUCCAAAGCAGUAGCUCUCUGGCAGACGCUUCAGCAGGCCACCAGCAGCGAGAGCAGCCCCCGCCCCCUCGCCCAGCUGGCUCGCUCACUGAAGGAGAGUGCAGCCAAGGUGCUCCUGAGGUCCGACUGCCACCCCAGUACCCAGGCCUCCCCGCUUGUGGAGAGAAAGGACUUCAACCCAUGGGGACUGCACUGUCACCAAGCCCACCUGACCCGUCUGUGCUCCCAGUACCCAGAGGACAAGCGGCACCGGUUCUUGCUGUUGGAAAAUGUGGUGUCACAGUACAAGCAGCCCUGCAUCUUGGAUCUGAAGAUGGGGACUCGGCAGCACGGGGAUGAUGCAUCCGAGGAGAAGAAGGCCCGUCACAUGAAGAAGUGCGCACAGAGCACUUCCGCCUGCCUGGGCGUGCGCAUCUGCGGCAUGCAGGUUUAUCAAACUGAUAAGAAGAGCUUUCUCUGCAAAGAUAAGUACUAUGGAAGGAGGCUCUCGGUGGAGGGAUUCAGGCAAGCUCUUUCUCAAUUCCUCCAUGACGGGGUCCGCCUCCGCACCGAGCUCCUGGAGCCCAUCCUGCGGAGGCUGCAGGCACUGCUCACUGUCAUCAGGAGCCAGAGUUCUUACCGCUUCUACUCCAGCUCCCUCCUCAUAAUCUAUGAUGGAGAGCCUCCCCAGGAAACUCCCCAGACCACCCAGGGCAGCACUUCCAACGACCCUACCAAAGUCGAUGUCCGGAUGAUUGACUUCGCUCACACGACAUACAAGGGCUCCUGGAAUGAGCACACCACCUACGAGGGACCAGAUCCUGGCUAUAUUUUUGGCCUAGAAAACCUCAUCGGGAUUCUGCGGGGUAUCCAAGAGGGAGAAUGAAGCUUCUUAGAACUUUCUGGAUUUUGUUUGUUCUGGGCUGCAGAAUUUUGCCAAGGGACCCAAGCUAGGGUAGUCUAGAUUCUGUGCCACCCCCCCCUUCCUCCUCUCCUCAUAGAUGUCUUUGUAAUAACAAUAUCUACCUUCAAAAGCCAUCUCUACACGUGGCAAGCGAUGCUGUCAGUUGCUACAGAAAUCUCUAUAGGCAGCCACCCCCCACCGGGCCGCUUGUGCAGUGCAGCUCAAAAAUGGCACCCUCAGUCAAGUACACAGGAGGGUGUAGCCUGGGUCAGAGGCCCACACUGCGGUGCCGCAGGGUGCCUGCAUUCCAGGCUGCUUCUCUGUAGUCAGGCCGAGGUCUUCGACUCCCAAAAACCCCACGAGGGAGAUGCCUUGAAGAAUAUUCUGCUUGUGUGGAUCAGCCCCUCCCCAGGCCGACAGAGCCAAUGCCUCCCCAUCCUACGACGAGUCAUAGGUGGGACAGGGAUGAGUGACCCCGAUCCCCGAGCUAAAUGUGAGGGGAAGGGUCCCUGCAGACUUCUCAGGGGGCCUAGUGGGACUAGCGAGUCCUCCACGCUGUGACCACGUGAAGUCCCUGACCUGAAGCUGCAGUUUCCAGAGGAGGCGGAGUGCACCCACAGAGGAGCCAAUGGCAUUUGGCUGUAUUCUCCACUUCUAUUUAUUUAUUAUUUUUGGGUGCGGGUGAGUAGGGGUUGGAAGCAGAGAACCUAGAAGACCAGGAUGAUGUUUACAAGGGUGGUGGACACAAGUAAAUAGGAAACCAGAGCAAACGGGUCUAAUGAAUUCCCUCCUCCUGCAGCAUUGAAACUUAUUACAAUGCCCUGGAGCCCAGUGCUGCGCUCUGCUCCCCAAUUAGGGAAAUAAAUUUGUUAAUAAAAUUGCUGAGGUCACCAGUCAUUACUGGUACGCCU
Mastomys coucha (southern multimammate mouse) is the source of this 2375-nucleotide messenger RNA. RefSeq names its product inositol hexakisphosphate kinase 3 (gene Ip6k3). The record is from RefSeq and is a predicted model, not a curated record. Lineage: Eukaryota; Metazoa; Chordata; Mammalia; Rodentia; Muridae. Gene Ontology annotation, cellular component: cytoplasm; nucleus. Bases 283 to 1446 code for a protein of 387 amino acids. Gene Ontology annotation, molecular function: inositol hexakisphosphate kinase activity. Gene Ontology annotation, biological process: phosphatidylinositol phosphate biosynthetic process; inositol phosphate biosynthetic process. The transcript has 6 exons.